Molecule: messenger RNA, 1344 nt
Organism: Pungitius pungitius (ninespine stickleback)
Lineage: Eukaryota; Metazoa; Chordata; Actinopteri; Perciformes; Gasterosteidae
Gene: mblac1
Product: metallo-beta-lactamase domain containing 1
Exons: 2
Coding region: 82-756 (224 amino acids)
Source: RefSeq, a predicted model, not a curated record
GAAGAAGAAGGAGAAGAAGAAGAAUGUGUUGUCCGCUUAAAUAAGAGAAGAAGAAGAAGAAGAAUGUGGUCGUAGCGGUCUAUGGCCGAAAUGAUGGGUACAGACAGUAAAGGGGUCAGUGCUGAGUUUAAAACAGUCCCUUUCUCAGAGUCCCAGUUGGACUUUCCCGGUGAGCCGUACUCUGUGUCCGUCCUCAAAGCCGGAUACUGUCUCCCUCAGACCGACGGGACGUUUCGAGCUGACGGGACCAUCACCCUCAUCACAGGACCCAGGACCAUCCUGGUGGACACGGGCGGACCGUGGGACCGGAGCUUCCUCCUAACGACGCUGAAGAAAAGGGGUCUGGAACCGAGGGACAUCGACGUGGUAGUGGGGACUCACGGACACUCGGACCACAUCGGGAAUCUGAGUCUUUUCCCCACAGCGGUGAUGAUGGUGGGGUAUGACGUCAGCGAAGGGGACACGUACCGGCCCAACAGGCUGGCAGAGGGGCUCGCGCACUCCAUUGACGAGCAUGUGUCCGUCGUUCCCAGUCCAGGUCACACAGGACAAGACGUCAGCGUCCAAGUGACGGGAACCUCAGUGGGCACGGUGCUUGUUGCUGGGGACUUGUUUGAGUGCUGCACAGACGAGGACAGCUGGCGGCAGCUGAGCAUGGACACUGCAGUGCAGCAGGUCAGCCGGCAGCAGGCGCUGCGCAUCGCUGAUGUCAUCAUUCCAGGACAUGGACUCCCUUUCCGAGUGCUCAAGAACUGAUGAACCCUUUCUAUCGACUGAUCAUGUUUCAAAUAAUAAAAUGUAAUAUUAUAAUAUUGUAACACCCGAGACCUUCCUUUGAACAGCUGAUCAGCGGGUUGGGUCUCAGGACCACAGCGCUAUCUCUCACCCUACACCAUCAAUGGUGACUCACAACUUGAGCGGAGACAAGUUGCAGGCAAAGGCAUGUUUAUUAAUGGGCCGCUCAACUUAAAGAGCUAUUUUGCCUCCAUGACGUUGUAACAGAGUGGAAAGAAAACUUCUGAACUAGCUACUUAAUUUUCCUGAAUUUAACAGUUUUUGGUAAUGCCACAUUGAAAAAUAAUAUUUUAGGAAGAAAAAUAAAAUAUUGUCCUAAUAUAAGUAAUUGACUAGGGGAGUUCCCUGAUCAAAUCUAUUGGCUAAAAUCAGUUCCCUGUUUUGUCAAUUUUUCCCCCUAAGACCCAAAAAUAAUGGCGAUAGUCAAUAUCAAUGCAUUUGAAUAGCAGGACUAGUGAAGAGAUUGUAUACAUUUAAUUUAAAAAUCCAUUCAAGACUUGUUUAUGUGUCCUUGAAACCAUCUGAUAUGGCUCAUUAAAUCAAUGGACC